GGGACAUCUCUCUCUCUCUGGGCGAGUGACACUGCGUUCGACUUUACAGAGGAUAUAGCAGAGAUAUACGGACCCAAAGACAGACAGAAGACAGGCUGUCAGAGACAAACGAUUCAAAAGAGCCUUUUUUUUUCUCUAAACCAUGGAGUUCCACUUCAUCCUGGCGGCUGCAGGUGUGGUGUUGUUAUUCAACCCAACAUUGUGCUCAGAUUCCGUCCCCUCCCCCAUCACGUGCCUGACCCGCGGUGCUGACCUGCUGGAGGACCACCAGGUGGUGCUGUGUCCCCCCGGCUGCGCCGAGUGGAGGAUGUCUGUGUUCGGGACCGGGCCCUAUGCCUCCAUCUCCAACGUGUGUGGAGCCGCCAUCCACAGUGGGGCGGUGGGGGUCAGCGGGGGUCCGCUCCAGGUCAGCAGGGUGCUGGGGAGGCGGAGCUACAGGAGUUCCUACUCCAACGGCGUCCAAUCACAGGCCCUGUCUCUCUGGACUUCCUCCCUCAGCCUCACAAAACCAGUCCACAUACCCCUGGAGAUGUCCAGUAACACCAGCACUAUAAAACUGCCUACUAAGAAGCUUGCCCUGAAGAAGAAAGCCUUGAAGAAGCCAACAGUGAAGAAGACGAUUAAAGGAAACACAGAGUGCCAGGUGGAGCUGGCGGUGGUGUUCGACGGCAGCAGGAACCUGGGCCAGCGGCGCUUCGGCCUCCAGAAGAACUUCCUCAGCAAGCUGGUGACGGCGCUGAAGGUCGGGCCCUCGGGACCCCACGUGGGCCUGGUGCAGACCGGGGACACUCCCAGGACAGAGGUCUAUCUUUCCAACUCCACCCAGCAGCUCAUGCAGGCGAUCAAAGAACUGCCGUACCUGGGGGGCGACACCAACACAGGGAAGGCCAUGCAGCACGCGGCGGAGGGCUUCUUCCUGGCGGAGUGGGGGGCGCGGCGGGGCCACCCCCGCGUGAUGCUGGUGCUGCUGGACGGCUGGCCCUCGGACGACCUGGAGCAGGCAGCCGGCCUGGCCCGCGACUCGGGCAUCAACGUCUUCCUGCUGUCGGUGGCCAAGCCCACCCCCGAGGAGCUGCCCCAGGUCCACGACCUGGACUACGCCAAGAAGGCGGUGUGUAAGGACAACGGGUUCUUCAGCCUGUCGGUGCCCAGCUGGUUCUCCACCACCAAACACGUGCGCUCGCUGAGCCAGAAGAUCUGCUCCCCCGAUGCCCUCCAGUGCAGUCGGACGUGUCUGAACUCGGUCAACAUCGGCUUCCUGAUUGACGGCUCCUCCAGCGUCGGCGACGUUAACUUCCGCCUGGUGCUCAACUUCCUGACCGCCAUCGCUCAGAGCUUCGACAUCUCUGACGUGGGCUCACGCAUCGGCGCGGUUCAGUACACCUACGAGCAGCGCAUAGAGUUCGGUCUGUCCGACUUCCUGUCCAAGGAGGAAGUGGUCGCAGGUCUGAGCAAAAUCCGCUACAUGAACGGCGGGACGGCGACCGGUCAGGCCAUCAACUACGUCACCGAAAACCUCUUCAAGACCUCGGUUCCCGGGAGGAACUUCCUCAUCAUCGUCACCGACGGCCAAUCAUACGAUGACAUCGGUGGCCCCGCCCAGAACGCUCAGAAACACGGGAUCACGGUGUUCGCGGUGGGCACGGCCUGGGCGCCCAUGGAGGACCUGAAGGCGAUGGCAUCCCAGCCCCACGACCGCCACACCUACUUCAGCCGCGAGUUCAGCGGGCUGAAGGCCUUCUCCCAGGACGUGGUCCGGGCUAUCUGCCAGGACUUCGGCUCCAACAACUGAACACUCACACAGAGGGACACACACACAUAGAGGGACACGCACACACACAUAUAGAGAGGGACACACACACACAUAGAGAGGGACACACACACACACACAUAUAGAGAGGGACACGCACACACACAUAUAGAGGGACACACACACACACACACACACACACACACACAUAUAGUGAGGGACACACACACACACACACACACACACACACACACACACACACACACACACAUAUAGAGGGACACACACACAUAGAGGGACACGCACAGACACACACACACACACACACAUAGAGAGGGACACACACACACACACACACAUAGAGAGGGACACACACACACACACAUAUAGAGAGACACACACACAUAGAGCGACACGCACACACACAUAGAGAGGGACACACACACACACAUAUAUAGAGGGAGACACACACACACACACACACAUAUAUAGAGGGACACGCACACACACACACAUAUAGAGGGAGACACACACACACACACACAUAUAGAGGGACACAAACACACACACAUAUAUAGAGGGACACGCACACACGCACAUAUAGAGGGAGACACACACACACACAUAUAGAGGGACACGCACACACACACACACACACACACACACACAUAGAGGGAGACACACACACACACACACACACACAUAGAGGGAGACACACACACACACACACACACACACACACACACACACACACACACAUAUAGAGGGAGACACACACACACCAACACAUAUAGAGGGACAAACACACACACAUAUAGAGGGAGACACACAUACACACACACACACACACACACACACACACACACACACACACACACACACACACAUACAUAGAGGGAGACACACACACAACCAUAGACACACACACCGACAUUGAGGGAGACACACACACACACACACACACACACACACACACACACACACACACACACACACACACACACACACACACACACACACACACACACACACACACACACACACACACACACACACACAGGGAGAUACACACACAAACACACAUAUAUAGAGGGAAAGAAACACACAUAGAGGGACACACACACACACACACUCAGAGGGAAAGACACACACAAACACAUAGAGGGAGAGAGAGAGACACACACACACACACACACACACACGUACAGACACACAAAGAGGGAGAGAUAUACUCAAACAAACCCACUCACUCACACACACACUCACCAACACACACACAAACUGAUUAGCAUCUGAUCCUGAUUAGCAUCUGAUCCUGAUUAGCAUUGGUGUGCUAGCAGAGGAGUUGCAAUCUGUCAUUUAUGCCAAAGUACCUGUAGAUAAAUGUAUUGUACUUAUCUUUCUGUCAGUUUCUGUUUUGAAAUGUUUGUUUUUAUAACAAGAGAGAAAAUAACAUCUGUUCACUCUAAUCUUAGAAGCUUCUGGAAAUAUUCUGGAAGAAAAAAUUGCCAAAAGCUAUAAUCCAUGCUGAUAUGUUCUCUAAAUCACCCCUGUCUGUAAUUUCUAACCCAUUUCUGCUCAUUAUAACCUGUCCCUUUACUGUCUAACCCCUACCUGCUCCUUAUUGACCUGUCUCUGUACUGUCUAUCCCCUAUUUGCGCCUUAAUUACCUGUCUCUGUACUGUCUAACCCCUACCAGCUCCUUAUUGACCUGUCUCUGUACGUCUGACCCCUACCUGCUCCUUAAUGAUCUGUCUCUGUACUGUCUAACCUCUACCUGCUCCUUAAUGUUGGGUUGUAUUCAGCUGUGGUAGGUGAAAGCUUUCCUGGUUAAAUUCUGAUGUUCACUCGAGCUCCUUUGCUUUUCUAUUUAUUGCCUGGUUUCUUUUAUUUCAUUAAAGAA
Molecule: messenger RNA, 3653 nt
Organism: Gadus chalcogrammus (walleye pollock)
Lineage: Eukaryota; Metazoa; Chordata; Actinopteri; Gadiformes; Gadidae
Gene: coch
Product: coagulation factor C homolog, cochlin (Limulus polyphemus)
Exons: 15
Coding region: 143-1792 (549 amino acids)
Source: RefSeq, a predicted model, not a curated record